UUCAGCACCUAAAGGCAUCAUAAUUCUAAGCUGGAGGAAUCGGAAGAAAACUUGAGAAAGAACCAAAAACUGUUGAAGAGAACUCCGGAUUUAAGCACAGUCUCCUGUGACCUCUGACCUCCAUCAUGACGUCCACGUCCAUCACCAAAGUGGGAGGAGUCAUGGUCGUCACCCAGGUCAUCCCUCAGGAUGAGAAGGCCAUCCCGCUCCAGGAUCCUGCCGCCAGCCCUGCACGACCCCCGCCCUCAGCCACACUGGCCCCGCCCUCCCCCCCUCCAACCAAGAUGGACGACAUGACCGCCACCUUCCUGCGGGGGGAGCCACAGGGUCUGGGGAUAGUUCAGAUCAUCAUCGGCGUGCUGUGUGUUCUCUUCAGCCUGACCGCCAUCUUCUCCUCCAUCCUGCUGGGUCAUGCUCCGUUCUGCUUCGGUGUCACUUUUGUGGUCUCUGGAUCUCUGGCUUUGGCUGCAUCCAGACGGACUUCAGUCCCCAUGAUCCGCGCGUGUCUGACCUGGAACCUGAUCGGCCUUGUGUUCGGCGUGGCGGGAAUCGUCUACACGUCCUUCCAGCUGGCUGACCGCCCCCCCUCUGUUCGUCUCUGUGAAUCGUGCACCAGAGGGAUGUGGCUGCUGGAUAUGGUGGUGUACGGACUCCUCGGCCUCCUCAUGGUUCUGCUCGUCCUCCACGUGUGUGUCACCAUCACCGUCUGUGUUUUCUCUGUGAGAGCCCUCAGACACAGCAACAGCGACCCCCCCAUCAUAGUGACCGUCGAUGGUGGGAAAACACCGCUGCUCGCUGCAGCUUCACUGGCGGACAGCGAUGUCGCUCUGUUGGACAGCGAAGGCGAGGAACCGUGCUGUCGCCUUCAGACUCACCCUGAGGAGUGAGACUGGGAAAACAACGAGUCAUACUACAGUUAUACUGCAGUAAUACUACAGUUACACUUCAAUAAUACUAUAAUAAUGAUUAAAUGAUUAAACCAUGAUAAAAAACAA
Messenger RNA from Cheilinus undulatus (humphead wrasse), 995 nucleotides. RefSeq lists its product as uncharacterized. Lineage: Eukaryota; Metazoa; Chordata; Actinopteri; Labriformes; Labridae. The transcript is spliced from 7 exons. The record is from RefSeq and is a predicted model, not a curated record. Gene Ontology annotation, cellular component: membrane. The coding region runs from base 126 to 887 and encodes 253 amino acids.